CGCGUCGCCCUCGAGUAGAUCGGGCGUGCCGCGUGCUCCACUUUGAAAUAUUACGGUAAUUUAAGAUUCGCAGCAACUGUCAAGAAAAAGGCUUUGGUAGCCAUGUUGCCCAGUGUCGUGUUAACGUUAUGUCUGCUACUUCUGGUUGCUCCUGGAAAGGCGCAAACUGAAACAGAUGCACCAACGACGUUAACAACUAAAGCUCCAAGUACCACCACGCUACCAUCAAGCACUGUAGUCUGGGUGACGGAACCGUUAAACGAGGGACAGGCUAUCCAGAAGGCUCUGCAGUACCUCCUCCAACAUCGACAACCUGAUUGGGGUUGGGCCAACGACACCCACCAUGUCAUGCUCACUUUACAGUUGGCAAAUAACACUGGAAAGGAAAUAGAACAACAAGGCAUGGAGAUGCAGCUGUCAGCUAAGCAGAUGGAAAUCGAGAUCUUACUUAUGAUGUCCAAGCACCAUGAAUCCCCACCUCCAUUGGGACGUCUUGCUGCCUACACUUUGGCUCUGGGCGCGCUUUGCAAAGACCCUCGGUCGUUCCACGGCAGGGACCUGGUAUCAGCGCUCCUUCAUCGUGAACCACCCCAUGACCUGGAGUUCGCGUAUGCCACCCUCGCUGCCUGCUCCUCCGCAGCUCAUGUCCGCCGUCGCCAUAUUCGUCGAUUACUGGACAUUGCAAAUGCUGCUGCUGAUCAUAGCUUAGACACGAUAUCUAUGGUAAUACUGGCGCUUCGCUGUGUGGUUCAAGACCAUAGACACCGUAGUCUAUUGCACUUCGUCCGUCGCCCCAUGGCCGGUCUUGCUCGUCAGCAACAUCCCGACGGCAGCUUUGGAUCACUCACCACUACAGCUCUCGCUAUUCAAGCCCUCGAAGAUUCAGACAGCGGUCCAGGCGCUCACCAGCAUUGGAGUCUACCGGCAGCCCGGAAGUGGCUCCUGGAGCGUCAGCAAGCAGACGGAGGCUGGGGAGAUGUGGAGAAGACCGCUGCAGCUGUUGCAGCACUGACACCUGCGUCUUUAGCUGCUGUUCGGCCACCGCACUGUAGUGAUAAACUAUUGGACAGCCGCCAUGAACCUUUUGAGAAUGGAGGAGAUGGAAACCUGAAGGUGGCUUAUCAGUCAGGGCACGCCGGCAACGAAUCUGACGCUCGCAACGUCUCUUUCACAUACACGCUGUGGUUAGGCACAAAUGUCACUGAAAAUUACACCCUGUACAUGGUUGCUCCAAGGAACGUAUCAUUCUACCACGUGAUGCAAAUGGCGGCCGAGCAAGACCCGAAAUUCAAGUUCGAGGCCAGCGAAUGGCCAAAUGGUCACUACGUCCACACCCUGGCUGGUCACAAGGAGGAGCCAAUGGGAUAUCACUACUGGCUUCUCUACCGUCUCCCAGAAGUGCCUGACCCAGCCAGCCCACCUGGAAACCAGCUCGUCGCCCCCGUUGGCGUUGACGAUUUGCUGGUUGAAGACGGCGAACAUUAUUUAUUCUGGUAUAAGAAAUUGUAAAAAAAUAAAGUUUCCCAAAUCGAAGUGAUACCUUGUAGCAUUAGUAAAUAGCGUAUAACUCGUAAUAACAUUCUUCCAAACAUAUUUAGAUAUACCAAAGAAUGUUAAUUUUACUCAAUUUCCUGUAGUCAUAGUAUAGUACAUAAUAUUUUAUUUACUUAAUACAAAUAGAGCCCAAGUACGCCGUGAGUUGGAUAACUUCGUAUCUAUACCAAUUAUGAAGGUUUCAAUAUAACGCUUAUAUUGAAAGUUUAAAAAAAAUUGCUACUAGUGUUUUUCAUUGAUUUUCAAAAUACCAAAUAAAUAAUUUUAAAACAUGAUGCUACAUUAUUUUUUUUGAGCGAAUGUUGUUGCUUGUCUAUUAUUUGUCAGAUUAAUAAAUACUGAUGAACUAAUAAUCAUCCUAUAAUCAAACCCAGAUAUAUUGUCAUAUACCUGAACCACAAAUUUGAAAUACCUAUUUCUGUGUACCUACACAGGUAAACAGCACAGUAAACAGUAAUUUACAGUUAUGAUUUGGCCUCGGAAGUGAACAAAAAAAAACUUAAAAACAAUUACAUUAAAAAUCUGUUAUUGAUGUGAUGUUAAUGCGAGUUUUGCAGAAAUAAUUAGAGUCAACACCACAGGUUUGACAAUUGACACCUGUCCAACUUAAUGUAGAGUUGUGCAAGGCAGACCGUGACGGCUACAUUAAAAACUUCUUGAAUAUAUUAUUUUUACAUUCCAUAGUGUUUAGUUGUCUCUAUCUAGAACAUAUGGAAAACAUAGACAUAAGUUUAAAAAAUUAGUAAACCUCUCUGAUCAUAUCAACGUUCAAUAGUUGUUGAAUUGUUACAUGUUGUUACUGGUAGGGAUGUUUUUCACUUUGAAAUAGCAUGUAGAACACAUAAUAUAUGAACAAAUUAGUUGCCCCUAUUAAAAAUUAUUGUUCUAUCGCCCUUAUAAAAGACGUAAUAAAAAUAAUACGCACAUGUACUCUUGAAUCUCUGGUGAUAUAAAAGCAACCCUACUCUCUUAAAUCUAGGCCGAUUUCAAUAAUUAGUAACGAGUUUAACACCAAAGAGAAUUUUGCCAUACAAUAUGUAAUUUGUUUUGACUCGUCACUCAUUUCUUGCUGUAUAGUGGACGUAUAGAAUUUAUAGUUUUAUCAGUAUGUAGCUACAAUUUAGAAUAUUCAUUUAUAUUAAACUAUGUAAUCUUUGCUUCUAUAAGUUAAUUUUAAGUCCUAAUUUUAUAAUCAUUUUAGGAGACUGAAUCCCUUCAUGUUAACAUUAGUGUAACAUUUUUAUUGUA
Molecule: messenger RNA, 2802 nt
Organism: Pieris rapae (cabbage white)
Lineage: Eukaryota; Metazoa; Arthropoda; Insecta; Lepidoptera; Pieridae
Exons: 11
Coding region: 103-1509 (468 amino acids)
Biological process (GO): cobalamin transport
Molecular function (GO): cobalamin binding
Source: RefSeq, a predicted model, not a curated record